Molecule: messenger RNA, 345 nt
Organism: Eruca vesicaria subsp. sativa (arugula)
Lineage: Eukaryota; Viridiplantae; Streptophyta; Magnoliopsida; Brassicales; Brassicaceae
Source: the annotation of a GenBank genome assembly
AUGGAAUUCUGGAGAAGGAAGAGCAAGGAGAGAAAGUGUUUCCUCAAAAACGGAAGCAUGUUCCUUGAGAAGCUCAUAGCUGACUGUAAUGGCAUAUCAAACCCUAUCAGAAUGUUCUCUUCUCAUCAAAUCUCCAAGGCCACCAGUCACUUCGAUCUCGAGUAUUCUCUUCCUCAUACUCCAUCCCCCUUAAGGUGGUACAAGGGAGUCAUCGAAGGUAGAUCUUACUUGAUCAAGAGAUUUACAAGGCAAGUGUGUGAAGAAGAAGAGAGUGCUUACAACGAUAUUGUGUUAUCUUCUCGGGAAGUGUUGGUUUCGAGGUGUUGCCUUGGAAUGUACGUUUGA